Spizellomyces punctatus DAOM BR117 is the source of this 678-nucleotide messenger RNA. RefSeq lists its product as uncharacterized. The transcript has 2 exons. NCBI's taxonomy places the organism in Eukaryota, Fungi, Chytridiomycota, Chytridiomycetes, Spizellomycetales, Spizellomycetaceae. The coding region runs from base 48 to 473 and encodes 141 amino acids. The record is from RefSeq and is a predicted model, not a curated record.
AUGACUCACCUCUUGCAGUCUCCUCCGUCAACGAGAGACCUUUUGGGAUGGACAUGAAAACCGUACUAAACGAUAUUCUUACUGCGUAUGGCCUCCUCCUAGACUUUGAUGCCGCCUCAGACGGCACACUGUGGAGCAUAGAGAUACGUCCAAAAGAAGGAGCAACAGCCUAUUCUCGGCCCCUCAUCAUCGCCCGCGAAGGCCCUGUCCUACGAUUAGCUCACUACACUGUCUCCACCUAUGAUAUUGAUUACGACCCAUUUGUCGAGUUUGACAUGAGCAGCUCAGAUUGGCCGGUCAUAUCGAUUUACCGGUUUCAUACAGGGUAUCAGUGUUUCGAUCCAAAUGGAGCGGAGCAGGACGAGGCCAGGGCGUUUAUCAAAGAGUGGGCGGAGGGGCUGGUGGAGCGAGGGUACUGCGAUGCGAGUCACGGAGUGGUUGUAGGGAUGGGCCGCGGGAAGGCCAAAUUGUGAUCAGCAUCAAUUCACUGCAUUUUGGACCACACCGCAUUGAGUGUAUUUAGACAGCACAUGGUGUGCCAAAGAGAAUGAUUGCAGGAUUUGGACCAUUCACCAUUUUCUCAAGAUAACACUGUCUUCCAAGCCCAAGCCCAUCCAAUUCUUUAGAUUCAAUAAUUAUUGACCAGCAGUGACCUCUAUAAGAUAACUCGCAUUCGCC